UUACGCCGCCCGCCCUGCGCCGCGCUGCCGCCCAGCCAAAACAUUACUCAACUAAACACAAAUAAAUAAUCCCCCAAUCUCUAUCAAUUGCUCACUUCUUACAACGUGUCGAAGCCGUUUCUACAGUGAUUCGUUACCAAAUAAACUUAUCGCAAUUAAGUAAAGAUUAAGAUACAAUAUUUUCGUUUUAGUACCGUGAGAUGAACCACGAAUUUAUCUUUCUUGUGGAUAAUUAUGUAGAGAUUUUCUUCCUUACCUAUCAGCAAAUUUUAUCAUCGGGUUUGUAAGGAACCUAUCUGCGGGGAUCCUUACGGUAUGACAACUUCCAUUUGCUAUUGAAACCUUGCCAAACAAUCAAAGGCAUUUAUUAAAUAACAAAAACAAGAGUGGAGAGAAAAAGUAUGGCGUAUAAAAGGAGAAAUAUGACCGCUAUUCCAAGGACAACGCGAUACUUGGUAAUGGCAACGGCGCUAAUACUCUCAUUAGUCGGAGCCUGUUUCUGCGAAGUCACUUUAGCCGCCAAGGAUGGGAUUAAAGCUAGCUCCAGUUCCGAAGCUCCGUUGACUACGGGCUUUAUAAGCGAGACAAAGCCGAGUACGAAGCCAUUAGAAUUCACUGCAGCUCCAACUGAAACUUCAACUACAAACGAAACCACUAAAAUAACAAAGGCGUACGUUUCGAGCGAGAGCCCGACCACCGUUUCGCAUUCAACGACUAAAGUAUACGCGAGCACAAAAGGCGUAGUGAAAAGUGCAAGGAAGCAAAAGUUAAACAGUAGUUCUAGUGCUCUCGGGACUGCGGCGCAUUCACCAGCGCGGCUUCAAGAGCGCCUCGGGGCCGUAGAUUGCGAUCUGCCCGUGCUGCCGCGCGAGUCGCGCCUGUGGCGCGGCAACGAGACGCAUGAACUCAAUCUGCCGGUCACGAUGGCGGAGGACUGCGCGGGAGGGGCGGCGGGGGAGGACGAGUGCCCCCCGGUCAUCGUGUCGUGGGAGGGCUCGGCUGAUAUCCAGAUCGGAGACAUCCUUAUCGUCCGCAUCUCCGACUCCUUGCUGCUCGACACCUUCGGUCAGCAGAUCGAAAGGAACACCACUUUAGAUGUGAACGCUUCGCACAGCGAUAGGGAAAGGAAGCACUCAGUGCUUCAGCCAGCCGUGUACCAAGUGACGAGGCAGGGCCACGAGCACUGCGACGUGUCGGACGGCAUGUUGCUGGACAUCACGCCACUAGACGAGGGCGGCGCUAAACUCUUCACGCUCUACGACAAGGAUUUGGCUGAAGGCGUCAACUUACUGAUCGUCGUCUCCGAGAACUGGGGCUCGAAGUGUGUUCGAUUAAAAGUAACUGUCAAGUCGGACAACUGCGGAGACUCGCAGGAUUGUUCCGGGAAAGGCGUGUGCUACACCAACGUGUCGAUGGAAGGCUACGAGUGUCAGUGCUGUCCCGGGUCCGCCGGGCCGCACUGCGAGGAGCGGGACGCGUGCCAUCCAUCACCCUGCCUGAAUAACGGCGUUUGUGUCGAACUGUCACAGCCUCUCGACGGUGUCUACUAUACCUGCACCUGUCCAUAUGGUUUUUCUGGCAAGAGAUGCGAAAAAGAUCCUUGCUCGACAGCACCCUGUUUGAACGGGGGAUCUUGUAUGACCAUGGCCAUGAACGGGACUACGAUCUUCCACUGUGCCUGUGUCGACGGCUGGGCUGGUUCACGCUGCGAGCUGUCUGUAGCUGGCGGCGCUUGCGCUUCUAACCCCUGCGUCAAAGGGAUCUGCAUAGAGCAAACAGAUAAUGACAUCGAGCCACAGCCCUAUCGCUGCUUCUGUCAACCUGGCUACACUGGAGAGCGCUGCGAGCUAGAGUACAACGAGUGCGAGUCGUCGCCGUGCGCGAACGGAGGCACGUGCAACGACCGCGUAGCCGGCUUCGCGUGCACGUGCGGUCGUGGGUACACUGGACACCUCUGCCAGCUAAAGGUGGACCUGUGCGCUCCCAACCCGUGCCCGCCGCGCCGCUACUGCAUGGACCGCGGCAACAACUAUGUCUGCGAGUGUCCCCGCGGCUUUGUGGGCGACGAGUGCCAUAUACCUACUCGAUCUGCUUGCGACAACAACCCUUGCGCUCACGGCGGCACGUGCUGGAGCGGCGUCGACUCCUUUUACUGCUCCUGCCGCCCAGGUUACACCGGCAAGCUCUGUGAAGAGGACUUCAUCCUGGAGUCGGUGGUGAGCGACGAGAGCGGCAUGAGCGAAUCCCGCGGCGGGGGCUCAGUGCGCGAGGUGCGCCUGCCACUCGGCCUGUACCACGACCGCCUGCAUAACGUCUACAUCGCUGCCGGCACGCUGGGAGCGGCCAUAGCUAUCGUCGGCGUGGUGGUCACAGCAUGUCACUGUCGCGUGAACAAAACAUACUCUCGACUGCUGUCCCGGCUGUCCCGAGUGACCGAGUCGGGGCCACCGCACCACUGGCUGCAGGACAAGCGCGCGCCUCCCCUCUCCGCACCCUUCCCUCCCCCCUCCGCCGCCCUCGACACCACCGACAUGUAUUACACCCUCGACUUCAGCGACAGCCAGAGCUCCCCGCUCAUACAAUAGCAAUCACUUCAGAACUGCUCCGACGGGGAACGGUUCAGAAUUCAAAUCUAAACGCCAUUAUUGGGCUGCCAAAUACCUAUUAACUUCUUGAUCCUAAUCUCAAAUGUGUCCCAACAAAAUUUCUUCUCUAAAAUAUCCGAGAAACAAAUGAAGAAACAGUUUUCUCCAGGAAUGUUGGGUAAUAAUUAAAAUUAUGGUGUGAUUACUUUGUUUGAAAUCUAUCAUCACUUGUUGGGUUGCUCAUAAAAUUGCGGCUAGUUUAGUAAUUUAUCAAAAGAUAUUAACUGAUUAAUUACCAUUAUUUAGAAAUAAACAUUCAGUAAUAAAGUAUCAGCUGACUCACCACUACAAAGUAUGAUUCAGCGCAGCUUGCACGUAUGGUAAAUAAAAUUGUCGUUUGACUGGAUAAUUAAUGAUAUGACUCAUAUAAUUAAUCUUGGAUUAUACCUAAUCAAGAACAAACAAAUAUUAAAUUCAAUAAACAUUUUAAAUAGUAGAAUUCUUCCAUUCCCAGAGCAUACUCGUAGAUAAAAAACAACAGCUUUUAAAUUUAACUAUGGACGUUACGUAGAGCUAGACGGAUAAAAGAGAUACGAUAAGCUAUUACUUAGUAAGAUGUUAAGUUUGUUUGUAUUUGGUGUACAUUGUCAACGUACGCCCUUCUCUGAAAACUAUUUCGAUGUAUUCAGCUCUUCCUCUUUACUGGCUCUCGCAUUUCGCAUCAGGCCCGUAUUUUGAAAGACAAAUUCGAUUCAAACGUCAGUGUGCUUACCAUGAGUUUACAUUAGGUGUGCUCGCUAGCGACUGCGUAAAAAAAUGACAUUAUA
This is a messenger RNA of Ostrinia furnacalis (Asian corn borer), 3412 nucleotides long. Its product is annotated as delta and Notch-like EGF repeat containing weary. NCBI's taxonomy places the organism in Eukaryota, Metazoa, Arthropoda, Insecta, Lepidoptera, Crambidae. The transcript has 12 exons. Gene Ontology annotation, cellular component: protein-containing complex; plasma membrane. The record is from RefSeq and is a predicted model, not a curated record. Bases 402 to 2585 code for a protein of 727 amino acids. Gene Ontology annotation, biological process: establishment or maintenance of epithelial cell apical/basal polarity; heterophilic cell-cell adhesion. Gene Ontology annotation, molecular function: calcium ion binding.